AUGAGCGACGCAGCUUUCGGUGGACUUUCAGCCGUCAGCCGUCGCACGGCCGCCUCACCUUUUUUACUGGCGGAGUCGAUGCCGACCAGCACGAACGACGACGGACGCUGUGAGAGCGGCCGGCGGCGACGGGUCCAGGCCGGUCGGAGGCCGUCUGAGACCUCUGUGGCUACACUGCCCGAGGCGCUGCUGCUCUGGGCCGAGAGCGACCCCGCCGCAUUUGACGAUGAGCAGCAGAGCGGGGAUGACUCGGCCGGCGUGGCGGGUUACCUGCCUGCGCAGCGGAUUGCUGAGCUGCUGCGGCUCGCAGUCGAGAAUGGCGACGUGCCGUACGAGGGCGACCUCUCCGAGGACGAGGUGGACUCCGCACUGAACGAGCUGUGGCAGCUGCAGCGCACCGGCUCGGCCCAAGGCGUGUCGCGGGCCGCAGCACGGCGAGAGCGGCGCAGCCAGGCGUCGGCAAAGGUCCAGAACGUGCUGCACGAGAUGCUUGCUGCUGAUACGGUGGCCGCUGCGCAGCAUGUGGCCAAGGACAUGCUCGAUGCUGCUGGUAACGAGCUCGUCGCCAACGGGCUCCUGCCGUUGCUCAAGGCGCUCGCCGCCGCGUCGACCGCGGAGACCUCGCGCACGGCAGGCCUUGAUGUCCAGAUGAUUGCCACCGCUGCCGACGACGUACUCGCCGACGCGCAGGCGGCGGCGAGACUCGCCGACGUGCAGGCGGCGUCGGCGAGACUCGCGGCGGGGGGGGGACGCUCUGCUCUCGGUGCUUGCGUUCCGACCAAGCGCAUUGCGACGCGCAACUCGCCCGCGCCGUCGCAGAAGAGACAGCGGCGCCGCGAGCAGUCCAUGGAGGAGCUACACGCAAGCUGGUGA
Messenger RNA from Emiliania huxleyi CCMP1516, 873 nucleotides. RefSeq lists its product as hypothetical. The transcript is spliced from 5 exons. Bases 1 to 873 code for a protein of 290 amino acids. The record is from RefSeq and is a predicted model, not a curated record. Lineage: Eukaryota; Haptophyta; Isochrysidales; Noelaerhabdaceae.